UAAAUAGAGAGAGAUAGGUGAUGGUUACAACUUACAAAACAAUGAAUGCUCUCGUCGGUCCAACUCCUCUUUCUUCUCCGCAAAAAUAGCAAGAAAUUAAACAAACAAAAACGUUUUUUUUUUUUUUUGUGAGCUUGAGAUUAUCUCUCUCUCUUUCUCGUGGAUUCGUUAAUUCUGGAAACGAAGAAGAAGAUGGAUUCGUCAUGAAAGCUAUGAUCAUCAUGUUUCUUCUUAGUAACCACAAUUUACAAGAAGAACAGGGUUUUUCAAGAACGUAGCAGACGCAUUUCUUUCUCUCUGUUUCUUUCUCAAUCCCUUCGUGUCUCUCAGAGAUUCAUCAAUGUCGGUUCUUUCUUCUCGAACCGGACGGGAUCGUCAACGUUACGACGACAACAACUUCCGUCUCGUUUCUGGAUGCAUUCCGUAUAGGCUGAUUAAAGCUGAAGAAAUUGAACAAGACUCAACUAGUGUUGUUGACUUUGUAAACAAGCUUGAAGUUCUUAUGGUUUCAUCUCCUAACCGUCAUGAUCUUGUCUUCCCAAAGGGAGGAUGGGAAGAUGAUGAGACUGUGCGUGAAGCUGCUUCUCGUGAAGCCAUGGAAGAAGCAGGUGUUAAAGGAAUACUUAGAGAAGAUCCUUUAGGAGUUUGGGAAUUUAGAAGCAAAAGUAGCACAGUGGAGGAUGAAUGUCUAGGUGGUUGCAAAGGAUAUAUGUUUGCAUUAGAGGUUACCGAACAACUCGAGGAUUGGCCAGAGCGAGAGAAUCGCCAGAGGAAAUGGUUGAAUGUUCAAGAAGCAUUGGAGCUGUGUCGGUAUGAGUGGAUGCAGAGAGCACUUGAAGAGUUUCUAAGAGUUAUGGGAGAAGAAGGAAGAUUGAGAACAGAGGAAGACAGUACAGGAUUCUUCUAAGUUAGACGAGUGUCAAAUAGAUCCUUGCUACUGUUUUGUAGUUAAUUAGUUUCUUUAGCUAUUUGGAUUCAAUUGAAUAGCUUCUUCUACUACUAAUGUAAACAAAAUUGAAACAUGAGAGAGGCAAAAUUGAUUUCAGACAACAUGUGAUAUAUUUUAAACCUGUCUUGAACUUUGAUAUCUUUGUCUGUUUUAAGUGAUCAA
This is a messenger RNA of Camelina sativa (false flax), 1111 nucleotides long. Lineage: Eukaryota; Viridiplantae; Streptophyta; Magnoliopsida; Brassicales; Brassicaceae. The record is from RefSeq and is a predicted model, not a curated record.